AUGUGCCCCAAGGCUGCGUUACAAAAGAGAUAUGACCUUAGUCGACAUGACUACGCCAUGUGUCAAACGCAUAUGAGCUCUCAGAACCGCCUUCUCAUCAAGAAUGGCUGCAUCGUCAACGCUGAUGGUAUGGAAGACGCUGAUGUUUACAUCGAAGAUGGAGUUAUCAAGCAAGUUGGUAGGAAUUUAAUAAUUCCUGGUGGUACUCGCACUAUCGAUGCCACCGGUAAACUAGUGAUGCCCGGUGGUAUCGACCCACAUACACACUUCGAACUAGAGAUGAUGGGCGCCAAGACAGCUGACGACUUCUAUAAGGGCACACGAGCAGCCGUAGCUGGUGGUACCACCACUAUAAUUGACUUUGUUCUACCUCAGAAAGGACAGUCAUUGAUAGAAGCCUAUCAAAAUUGGAGGCAGAAGGCUGAUAAUAAGGUAUGUUGCGACUAUGCUCUACACGUGGGUGUAACUUGGUGGUCACCAUCAGUUAAAAAGGAGAUGUAUCAAUUGGUACAAGAUCACGGUGUGAAUUCCUUCAAGAUGUUCAUGGCGUACAAAGAUGUUUGGAUGCUGGAUGAUUAUAACUUGUGCCUGGCUAUGGAAGCUUGCAGUGAAUUGAAGGCAUUACCUAUGGUUCACGCAGAAAAUGGCAGUAUAAUAGCACGUAACUCAGAAAGGCUACUAGCAGCUGGAGUCAAAGGUCCUGAAGGUCACGCUGCAUCCAGGGAUGACCAGGUGGAGGCAGAGGCCGUCAACCGGGCCUGUGUCAUCGCCAACCAGAUGGACGCUCCUCUAUACAUAGUCCACAUGAUGUCUUCUGCCGCGGUACAGUCUCUAUGUAACGCGCGUCGUGUCGCUAAACGACCAAUGAUCGGUGAAACUUUAGCAGCCACUGUUGGAACUGAUGGUAAGUUAGAGAUUGUCACUAUCAUGCUAGGCAAAUUCUCAUUACUGUAUAACCCGCCAGGCUCGCACUACAAGAACGCGUGUUUCCGCCACGCCGCCGCCCACGUGCUCUCCCCACCACUCCGAGACCCUCACACACCGGAGGCCAUUAUCGACGCUCUGGCGCAUGAUGAUCUCCAAGUGAUAGCCAGCGACAACUGCACCUUCAAUGAGAAAGACAAGGAACUGGGGAAAAAUGACUUCACUAAGAUACCCAACGGAGUGAACGGUGUAGAAGAUAGAAUGGUUAUACUGUGGCAGAAAGCUGUUAAUACUGGUAUAAUGGAUCCUUGUCGUUUCGUGGCCGUGACCAGUACUAACGCGGCCAAUAUCUUCAACCUGCCCUCCAAGGGUCGGGUCACAGUGGGCGCGGAUGGUGACGUCAUCGUGUGGGACCCGCGCUUAGAGAAAACCAUUUCAGCGGCCACACACCACCACGCUGUGGAUUUCAAUAUAUUCGAGGGUCAACGUGUAGUGGGCGGUCCACAGUAUGUUAUCGUGAAUGGUCGAGUGUGUCUCGACGACGGCGACCUUAGAGUGGCUGAAGGUUACGGUAAAUUCUUACCCACACCACCAAAUUCUCCGUACAUGUACGGUGAAGUACCCACCACGCCACAACCGAAGAGAGUUGAACACGAGGCAUCACCCGCUAGGGUCACUAACGGGACUCCCACCGAGCUUCAGAUAUCUCAUAAACUAGAAGCGACAUCUGUAUCUGGCUGUAGUACACCGACUGGGAGGAAGAUGAGGGAACCGGGGCAGAGGAACUUACAGAACUCAACCUUCUCUAUCAGCCAGGAAAUGGAGGGACUAGACACGAAGACCUCCGUCCGCGUACGGAACCCACCCGGCGGGAAGUCAUCCGGCUUGUGGUAG
This is a messenger RNA of Danaus chrysippus (African queen), 1818 nucleotides long. The record is from the annotation of a GenBank genome assembly. Lineage: Eukaryota; Metazoa; Arthropoda; Insecta; Lepidoptera; Nymphalidae.